Molecule: messenger RNA, 1257 nt
Organism: Thyridium curvatum
Lineage: Eukaryota; Fungi; Ascomycota; Sordariomycetes; Thyridiales; Thyridiaceae
Exons: 3
Coding region: 1-1257 (418 amino acids)
Biological process (GO): mRNA 3'-end processing
Cellular component (GO): RNA polymerase II, holoenzyme
Molecular function (GO): RNA polymerase II complex binding
Source: RefSeq, a predicted model, not a curated record
AUGGCCUACACAGAUGAUGCCGUCCUGGCCAAGCUCUCGGCCCUCAAUGAAAGCCACGAGAGCAUCGCCACGGCGGCACAAUGGAUCAUGUUUCAUAGGCGGAUGGACAACACGCUAACAACGGAAACAGAAGUGACUCAGCAGUCCAAGGCCCGCCACAAGGAGGACUUUGUGCUCGCCUUCUCACCCGUCAUCGCCGAAGCGACCGCCUCAGCCUACAAGGGCGGCUCGUCUGACAUACAGAAUAAGCUCCGGCGCGUCAUCGACGUCUGGAAAGACCGCAACAUCUUUGAGCAGCCGAUCCAAGAAGCGAUCGAGGCGAGGAUUGAAGAGCUGGACAAAGCUAAGGGCGCACCGAAGUCGGCCUUUGGCGGCGGCUCCAUCUUCGGGUCCAGCUCCUCCUCCGCCUUCCCCUCGGAGCUGAGCGCGCUCGUGGCGCCGCAGCAGAACGUCUCCAAGCUGCUCCUGCCGACCAAGGCCGCGGCCAGCUCGGCGGACCAGGACUACGGCAAGCUGUUCGACCCCGCCGCCCCCGUGCCCUCGGCCCCGGUCUACGCGGCCCGGCUCAACGGCCUCCUCAAGGCCCUCGCCAGCGCCGAGGGCGCCGUCGCCGAGUGCGUCAAGGCCCGCAGGACGCUCAUCGGCGCCCUCGAGAAGAUCCUCGACACCAACCGCGCCGCCCUCGAGGAGGACGAGGCCCGCCUCGCCGACCUCGUGUCCCGCAAGGCCACCGUCGACACCAAGAAGCAGGACAUCGAGCUCGCCAUCAUGAGCGGCCUGGCCUCGUCCUCGGCCGGCGCCGGCGCCGGCGGCGACAACGACCCGGCCUCGCACAAGGAAGGGUCCGGCAGCCCGGCCCCGGAGCCCGACCGCCCGGAGGUGGAGGCCCUCACGCCGCCCUCGGCGCACGACAGCCCCGGCGACUUUUACGACAACAUCAUGGGCACCCCGCCCCCCGCGGGCCCCCCCGCAGAUGAGGAUGACGAGCCCGCCGCCGCCGCCGCCGCCGCCGCUUCUUCUUCGAUCGCCAUGGACGGCAUGCUCCCCACCACCACCACCACCAACUCCCGGAGCUCGCUGCCGCCGUACCAGUCCGUGCCGGUAUCGACAAACGGCGCGAAUAAGAGGCGCCGAUUGGACUCGGGCUCGGGCGGCGGCGGCGGCGACGACGACUUCCCCGACCUCGGCGGCGACGACGACGGGAUCGACGAGGACGUGGCGGAGAUGCUGAGGAAGGACAGCAGUGUGGGCUCGUAG